AGCACUUCGGGCCGAUGGGAAAGCCACGAGCAAGAGGAGACCCAAGAGGCGAAGCGAGCCCCCGCUUUCCUUUCUCCGCUGAGAGCAGGAAGAGAGAAUGGCGGGCGACCGGAAGAUCGGGGUGGCGCUGGACUUCUCCAGCAGCAGCAAGCGGGCGCUCCAGUGGGCCAUCGACAACCUCCUCGACCCGGGCGAGACCCUCAUCGUCCUCCACGUCGUGCGCCCUAAGUCGUUCUUCCAUGGCGCCGGCUCCAAGCACUCCUCCGAUGCUCGUCCUUUGAUUCCUCUGACGGAGCGCCGGGAGCUGGAUUUGUUGAAGAGCUACGAUCUGGAUGUCGAUACGGACGUCCAUGACAUGCUCGAAGCCGCUUCCAAACAAAAGGAGGCGAAGAUCGUGAUGAAGUUAUACAUGGGGGACGCUAGGGAGAAGCUGUGCGAAGCGGCGCAAGAGCUGAAGCUGGACUCGCUGGUCAUGGGUUGCAGAGGUCUUACCCAGAUUCAGAGGAUAUUUCUGGGCAGUGUAUCGAACUAUGUACUGUCAAAUGUAUCGUGCCCUGUCACUGUCAUCAAAGAUACAAACUUCAAGCGCAGAUAGAUCUGCUGUCCUAAUGAUUCAUACAGAGGCAUUAGGAUUCAAGAGAAUACAGACUUCGUGAUGAGACAACGGAUCAGGUUAUGUAAAAUUCAAGCAUGAGCUUGGACAUGUUUUUACUUUUAAUAACACUUGUAAGCAAGUGCCACUUUUGGAGAUCGAAAAUGGUUGAGAAUAAAUUUAAAACAGUGUGAGUUGGAUUGGA
This is a messenger RNA of Musa acuminata subsp. malaccensis (wild Malaysian banana), 797 nucleotides long. Its product is annotated as universal stress protein PHOS34. NCBI's taxonomy places the organism in Eukaryota, Viridiplantae, Streptophyta, Magnoliopsida, Zingiberales, Musaceae. The record is from RefSeq and is a predicted model, not a curated record.